CUAAAUAAAAUGUAACAUGCAUUUUGUUUGAUUCCUCCUAUUUUGGUAAAAUAAUUAACAAUUUGCAAAUUCUGCAAGUUGUAUGUGUGUGUGUGUGUGUGUGUAUAUAUAUAUAUACAUAUAUAUAUAGGCUAGUGUGUUUGUAUGUUACCUUUUACACUGGAUGUCUGUACAUGAUUCAGUGAUUCAUGAACUUCUAAUUAAGAUUCAGUGAUUUCCUCUAUUUUUCAAUACAAAGAACGUAUUCAAAACGUGUCACACCCUGCGGCAUAAACGGUCUACUUCAAUAUGCACCACAUGACAUAAGCCUAUGCUUGUAUUUGUCCCGUUAGCUUGAGUUUAGGGAACUCCUCUGUGUCUCACGUCUGUCACGUCUGUUGUUCACUCUGGUGUUACACAAACUAAUGCCGUGAUUCGUAAAAGUCACAGCUGAACUUCAAAUAACCACUGUCUGUGAAUGUUUUGCUCAUUUACAGCGACCAGUUCAUUAUUGAUCGAGUGCAAGGACGCCAGAGGCUCUGAAGAGGUUUUGAAGAGCUUAUGUAACAGUUCAUAUCCUAAUAUGAUCGCAAGGUCUUUAAUUACGCGCAAGCACUCUCAUCUUUUCACACCUCAGUCUGUCCUCCCCCUAAACACACACACACACCAGUAUAAAGGCCGAGCCCUGCGAGCAGAAAGCAGGCAUUUGAGACGGCAUCCACCCAUAGGCACUUCGUCAGCCCGGACACAGCCUCCUCCUACCUCACCAUCGUACAGGUCUCCAGCCUCGCCAGACUUAAAUCAGAAUGCCUCCCUACGAGAAAUCAAUGGAAAUUACGCCUUUCAAGCAAAGGAAGUGCUUAGCAACAAGGAAAGAUGAAGUCUGCACUAUUCGGUCUAAGUUCCCCAACAAAUUACCGGUAAUUGUGGAGCGAUACCUUCGGGAGAAAAAGCUUCCCCUACUGGACAAAACCAAAUUUCUUGUCCCACAUGAGCUGACAUUAGGACAGUUCCUCAGUCUGCUCAGAAGUAAGAUAGCGCUAGAGGCAUCUCAAGCUCUGUACCUACUGAUCUCAGGAAAGAACAUGUCCUGUUUGUCAGCCAGCAUGGGAGAAGUUUACUCCCAGUUCAGAGACCCCGAUGGCUUCCUCUACAUAACGUAUGCAUCCCAGGACAUGUUCGGAUGAAAAGACCCUCGAAAAUGAGUAUGACGCAUAGAUCACCUCACACACGUCAAGACUGACGCCUCUUUGAAAUCAACUCACUUUUGCUGCUAAAUGAAGACUCUCACACCUAAAACCACACCGACCACACAGACUUGCCGAGAGAACUCUUCUGACCUCAUCUGACCUAGUUUAGGUUUCUUUGAGGCUAAUGUUGAAGUAUAUUUAAAGAGGUUACAACUGAGCCAUCUAAUAUGAAGAACAGAAAAGUGACGUCACUUGCACUACUUCUCAAGCCGCUCAGUCAACACAAAAAAGGAAGUCUUGUCCCUCAAAGGACCUGGGAUGUCCUGUCACAAUGAGACAGGUUUUGUUCGAUGCUGGUUUCCUUUCCUUGUUCUUUCUGUGACUGUGCAUCUGUGCUCCUAAAACAAACACAGAGGAAACGGACAAACAAAAAACUAUUUAAGCACCCACUGGAAUGAAAAUGAGUGCAAACAGCACAGUCAUUAUGUACUCAGCUUCAACUGCGGUUGGAAAAUGCUCAAUA
Labeo rohita (rohu) is the source of this 1692-nucleotide messenger RNA. It is a transcript of the gene map1lc3cl, whose product is annotated as microtubule-associated protein 1 light chain 3 gamma, like. Lineage: Eukaryota; Metazoa; Chordata; Actinopteri; Cypriniformes; Cyprinidae. Gene Ontology annotation, molecular function: ubiquitin protein ligase binding. Gene Ontology annotation, cellular component: cytosol; autophagosome membrane; autophagosome. The coding region runs from base 786 to 1166 and encodes 126 amino acids. The record is from RefSeq and is a predicted model, not a curated record. Gene Ontology annotation, biological process: autophagy of mitochondrion; cellular response to nitrogen starvation; macroautophagy. The transcript has 4 exons.